CAUUUAACGGUAUUCCACGAACAAUGACACUUGGGGUGUCUAAGGCUUGAACGACACAGAGAUUGGGGGACCACUCUGAAGUUGUUAAACGUGAAGUUGCUGUGGAUACUGAAGUUUGGUUUUCUAUCCCUGCUACUGGACAAACAUCUAUGAAGAUGUGCUGGAGGAAUACGUGGGACCUUUGAGGAGAGCAUGUGUCUGAAUCUGAAGUCAACUUGGGACAUUACUCAGCCUUCAGGAGACGAGUGGCACUGCUUCUUACCUCGAAGAGAGACUGCAAGUGCGGAAUGUAUGUUGGCGGUCGUUCCCCGCGACUGAAGCGAGAAAUUCUGCAGAGGAGAAGUUGGACUGUCUUGCUCUGGUGAAUAGCUGCCACUUUGCAAUUUCCUGGACUGUUUACGUUGAAGUGAGGCUGACAAAGAAGCAGAGAUGGAUGUUUUUGGUGGUGCACCACGUUUCUUGGCCUAUCCAAGACCUGUGGUGGUACAAAGUGGAACUGAUGCAGUCCUAAAGUGUCAAAUUGGUGGUGAUCCAAGGCCUGCAGUUAUCUGGGAGCGUAACAAUGAAAAGAUUGACCCACAAGGACGAUACAGGGUCUUUGAGGAUGGAAAUGUUUACAAUCUCAUCAUUUCAGCUGUGACCACAGAGGAUAGUGGACAGUACAUAUGCAAAGCAAAGAACAGCAUUGGGGAAACAUACGCAGCAGCCACACUGAAGGUGGAAGGUGAGGCCCAAGAGAUGGAGUUACGAGAGGAAAAUAAGCCUCGAUUCCUCAUCAAGCCACUGUCCACUCGCGUGGGUCGUGGGGAAGAUGCUGCCUUCUCUUGUAAGCUCUGGGGAAACCCUCGCCCAGAGGUUGUCUGGGAAAAGGAUGGCAGGAAACUCAAUGAAAUAUUUGAAAGCACACAUUUCAGUGUGGGCUACCAGGAUGGUGGAUGGUUCCAGCUCAAGAUCUUUAAGACUCGUGCACCUGAUGGUGGUGUAUACACAUGCAAAGCCAGGAAUGAGUUCGGGGAAGCGCUGGCAGGAGCCGUGUUGCUCGUUGAUGCUGGCCCAGGACAUGAGGAUGAAGGAAAUCGUAACGGUUACACAAAUGGCCACUGGAAAGGCCUGGGAAAACAGAGGAUUGGCAGGCAAGUGCCAAACCGCCUCAGAGACGACACCAUGACCAAGUCCACUAAAGUAAAAAUGUUUGCUGUGACAGAGGGUAAACAUGCCAAAUUCCGCUGCUUUGUGACUGGGAAACCCAAACCAGAGAUUAUUUGGAGGAAAGAUGGCAGGCUGAUACUGUCUGGAAGGCGUUAUUUGUUAUAUGAGGACAGAGAAGGAUACUUCACACUUAAAGUUCUGUACUGUAAGCAGAAGGAUAACGGAGUUUAUGUUUGUGCUGCAUCAAACACUGCCGGGCAAACCCUCAGUGCUGUCCACCUCUCCGUAAAGGAGCCGCCUGUGCGGUUCAAGCAGCCUCUCAUUGAUCUCGAAGUAUGGGAACGAGAUUUGGCUGUUCUCGAGUGUGAAGUUCCAGAGGACUCUGUUCCCAUCACAUGGUAUCUGGAGGAUAGACGACUGCAGCCAGGGGCCAAAUAUGGAAUGGAGGAGUGGGGAACAAAACGGCGACUAACUAUUCGUGACAUCGGAGUCGACGAUGAUGGGAUUUACCUCUGUGAGAUGCCCGAUGGGGGGAGAAGCAUUGCAGAGGUAGCUGUGAAAGGGACAAUAUUACGGAAGCUUCCACGGAAGGUGGAUGUAUUGGAAGGCGAAAAUGCUGCCUUUUGUGUUGAAGUGGAAAAAGAAGAAAUGGACAUACAUUGGUACAAAGAUGGCGUGGAGCUGCGUGAAACACAUCAGACCAUCCUUAAGUCCUUUGGUCGCACUCACAUCCUGGUUUUCGUGAAUACAAUGCCCCAAGACUCUGGCCUUGUCACUUUCCUUGUCGGCAGAUCCAAGACUUCCUCUCAACUGAGAGUGAAAGCGGCCAGACAUUGUCCUCCCAGUUGUCCAGUGAGUGUGCAGAUCAACACAGAGCGAGCAAAUGCAGCUCUUCUCUCAUGGGUUCCGGCUCAGGACUCACGAAAGAAUCCUCCAUCUGGAUACGUGCUUGAGCGACAGGAAGUGGGCACCGGGUCACAGGAGUGGCUACAGUGCCUGACCACUGACUCUGCAACCUCUGUGGAGAUCCUUGGUGACAGCGUACCAUGUGAAGCUGACUAUCGAUUUCGCAUUUGCAGUGUAAACAAAUAUGGAAAGAGCAACAAUGUUGAGUUCCCUAAGGCUGUUCACUUGGUUCCAGUUGCCAGAAUACAAGCUCCCUUACAGGAUGCCUUGGUGCCAGAGGGACAAGAUGCCCUCUUCUCUAUUGAGCUAUCUGCUUCAGUUAUCGGUACAUGGUUUCUAAAUGGAACUCAGCUUCAGGAGGAUGAACGUUUUUCCAUGCGUCGGACGCGAACACACCAAUCUCUUCGUAUACGGGGAGUACGUGAUACAGACAAUGGAGCUGAGAUCACAUUUAUUGCCUACGGCAUCAGAGAUUCUGCAGCAUUGUACAUUCAAGCUCCUCUUGUCAAGUUUUCAUCACUGUCAGAAAUGGACCGAAAUAAAUUUGUAGAAGUUGGGAACCCCAUUGUGCUCUACUGUGAGCUGUCAGACCCUGCAGCUCCUGUGCACUGGUACAAGAAUGGGGUGGAAUUACAAACAAUAGAGGGUCUUCAUAUCCAAUCAGAGGGCACCAUGAGAAGAAUUGUCAUCCAGUCAGCAGAGUUCUCACAUUCGGGAGUAUAUUGCUGUGAUGCCAUUGAUGACGUCAUCAGGUUCAAUGUGGAAGUAGAGGCCCCACCUGUGAGGUUUUCAGCAAUUCCAGAUGCUGAGAGGAACAAAACCAUCCAAAAAGGCUACCCCAUUGUUUUACGAUGUGAGCUCUCAGAUCCUUCGGCCCAGGUGCACUGGUACAAGGAUGGGUCAAAGCUCCAUCCUCAAACUGGCGUAGAUUUUCAAACUGAUGGCUUGGAGAGAAAGCUGAUUGUCCAAUCAGCAGAUUUUUUCCACUCUGGGUUAUACUGCUGCAAGACAAAGGGUGACACCAUCACAUUCAGUGUGGACAUCAAAGCUCCACCUGUGAAGUUCUCACCAAUUCCUGAAGCAAUGAGGACCAAGUUGAUCGAAGCAGGCUGCCCUAUUUUACUCCAGUGUGUGGUGUCGGAUCCAGAGGCCCAAGUUUGCUGGUACAAGGAUGAAAUGCAGCUCAUUUCAAACUCUGGGUUAGAAAUCCACUCAAAGGGCAACACAAGGACAUUAGUUGUUCAGUCUGCAGAGCUGUCCCACUCGGGUGUGUACAGAUGCAGCACACAGGAUGAUAUCGUGGAGUUUCAAGUGGACAUCAAAGCACCAUCUCCAACAUAUCUUCUUGGUCCUGAUGUUGAGAAGACCAAGUCUACUGAAGUGCUAAGCCCCAUUGUUCAGCAAUUUGAGAUUUCAGAUCCCAUUGCCAAAGCCUGUUGGUACAAAGAUGGAACUCCGAUCUACCCAAAAAAAGAAGUUGACUGUGAAUCACAGAGCAGCAGCCAAACCUCGCCUGUCCAGUCAUAUGACGUGUCUGGUGAUGUGAGAUUUGGCUGUGAAACAUCUGGUGAUGCACAGUUAAAUGUGGACAUGAAAGCAGAGCAGUGUCACUAUGGUGAUGAGAUUGGUGAGAUAGCUGAUGCAUCUGUCCAAUACACUGUGGAUGUCAAAGCUCCGCCUGUGACAAUUACAACACUUGGUGAGGCUGAGAGGAACAAGUCUGUUGAAGUUGGUGAACCCAUAGUGCUGCGAUGUGAGAUAUCAGAUCCUAACGCUCACGUUACUUGGUGCAAGGAUGGAAUAAAACUACAUGACGCAGCUGGGCAGGACAUGCUGGCAGAGGGUUCCAUAAGAACGCUGGCUUUCCAGUCAGUGAUGCCGUCUCAUACAGGGGUUUACAGCUGCAAGACAACAGAUGAUGAAGUGCAGUUUCAUGUGGAUGUCAAAGCUCCACCUCAGACGUUUUCAGCUUUAUCUGAGGCUGACCAGAAUAAGAUGGUUAUGGCAGGCUGUCCCAUUGCUCUACAAUGUGAGCUGUCAGACUCCACAGGACAAGUCAGUUGGUACAAGGAUGGAACAAAGCUCCUACCUCAAAAUGGAGUAGACCUCCAGGCAGAAGGAAAUUUGAGGAGUCUAGUUGUCCCCUCAGCAGAGCGGGCUCAUACUGGCAUAUAUCGUUGUGAGUCAAAAGAUGAUGACAUCCAGUUUGCUGUGGAAGUAAAAGCACUACCUGUGAAGUUCUCAGACCUUGAAGAAAGUGACAGGAACAAGUCCGUCCAAGAAGGCUCUCCCAUUGUCCUCAGCUGUGAACUCUCUCAUGAUCCUUCUGCUCAUGUUGACUGGUACAAGGAUGGGACGAAACUCCUACCACAACACAAUAUGGAAAUUCAGUCAGAUGGUCUGACAAGGACACUACACAUCCAUUCAGCUGAAGAUACACAUGGUGGCACCUAUGAAUGUUCAACAUCAGAUGACACCAUCACAUUUACAGUGGAAGUAAAAGGCCGAUCGCCACAGAUCAUGCCAAUCCCACAAUCAGAAAAAUACAAGAUGAUUGCAAUUGGUUGUCCAAUUAUCCUCCAAUGUGAGGUUUCAGACCCCGUUGCCCAGGUUUCCUGGUUUAAAGAUGAGGUGGAGCUUUUUUGCAGAACUGGCCUUGAUAUGAAAAGAGACGGCAGCCUAAGAAAACUAAUGAUUAAUUCUGCUAAGGUCUCUGACUCUGGCCUCUACAGCUGUAGCCUCAUUGAUGAUGUAGUGACAUUCCAUGUGGAAAUCGAAGAAACUCCUGUGAGGUUCUCAGCACUACCAGAGGUCGCAAGAAACAAAUUCAUUGAAGCAGGCUGCCCAAUUAUGCUGCAGUGUGAAGUCUCUGAGCCAACUGCCAAAGUCUAUUGGCAUAAGGAUGGAGAACAGCUACUUCCAAAGAGUGACUAUGAAAUCCAAACAAAAGAAAAACUGAGAGCGGUGGUUAUUAAGUCAGCAGAAGUCAGACACUCUGGGCUGUACAGCUGUGAGGCCGCAGAUGACCAUAUAGAAUUCAAGGUGGAUGUUGCAGCGCCACCGGUAACAUUUGCUGAUGUCCCAGAGGAGGACCUUUUCAAGAGUGUCGUGGAACAAGAACAGCUUGUUCUGUCGUGCGAACUAUCAAGGGCUGAUGGUGUUGUCCAGUGGUACAAAGAUGGAACUGAAAUGCAACCAAGUGAUAAUGUUACAAUGCAAGCAGAAGGCACCAAGAGGAAUCUGACUAUACAUUCAGCCCAACUAUCUGACACGGGCACAUACACAUGCCGCGCAGGAGACAACAUUUUAAUGUUCAAGGUCAACAUACGAGAACCACCGGUGAUGAUAGUCUUCCCCAAGGAGGAUGUCCAUCUUGAGCGUCACGUCCCUGAGGAAAUUAUUCUGAGCUGUGAAUUGUCUCGUCCCAACGGUGUUGUUAGCUGGUACAAAGACGGUCAAAAGCUGCAAGAGAGUGAGAACAUCAAGCUCAAGAUUGAAGGCCCUUACCGACGACUAAAGAUUCUUUCCAGUGGAGUUGAAGAUUCUGGAGAAUACGUCUGUGAUACAGCUGACGAUUCAAUAUUCUUUCACCUUAAUAUUACAGAACCUCCAGUGCGGAUUGUGUCCCCAAGUCAGUCCCAAAUGGAACUGUGCCAGCAGACCUCUGAGAGGAUGGUGCUGAGCUGUGAGAUCUCCCGGCCUAAUGCAGUUGUGCGUUGGUAUCGAGACGGACUGGAAGUGGAGGAGAAUGACAACCUAAUUCUAGAGGUGGAUGGCGUGUACAGAAGACUUAUCAUACCUGAAACUACAGUCAAAGAUUCCGCUGAAUACGUCUGCGAUACAGCAGAUGACUCCAUGACAUUCUUCGUGAACAUAGCAGAACCUCCUGUUCGCUUUGUACGUCCAAGGAAGAUGGCAAGCAGAGUAGAGAAGGUGGCUGGGGAGAGUCUUGUUCUAGACUGUGAGGUUUCAAGAUCAAAUGCAGAGGUCACCUGGAAGAAGAACGGGGAAGAAGUAGAGGACUCCAGAAAUAUUACUAUCCUGGAGGAUGGGGUUGUGCGUCAAUUAACCGUUCACUCACUAACACUGGAGGAUGCUGGGCAAUAUAUCUGUGAUGCAAAGGAUGAUGUGAUGGAUUUCAACGUGAAAGUGCAAGAUUUACCUGUAAAAAUUCUUGGAAAAACCGAUGCAAAAACGGAAAAGCAGUUCCUAGUGUCUGAUGAUAUCAUUCUGGUGUGUGAGCUAUCGAGAUCCAAUGCCUCAGUCAGUUGGUACAAAGAUAAUCAGUUAAUUGACGACACUGAGCGGUACUGUAGUGAGGAGCAAGGUGUUUUUCGAUCACUGGUUGUCCUAAAUGCUGAGCUCAAGGAUUCAGGAGAGUACACCUGUGAUGCAGUGGAUGAUAAAAUGGUCUUCUAUAUCACUGUCAAAGAGCCUCCGGUACAGAUCAUUGGCAACUCAGGCCACCCAGAGCAUCAUAUCCUGGUAGCAGGAGAUGACCUUAUUUUGGAAUGUGUGGUUUCUCGGCCCAACGCCACCGUGCAGUGGUUAUGCAACGGCGAGAUACUGAAACCAGACACUCGCAUACAAAUUGACAGCCAUGACGUUGUGAGGAAGCUUGUUCUUUCUGGACUUCAGCCUUCAGACUCUGGAAGAUACAUUUGUGACGCCAUCGAUGACAAAUUAAUAACAAUUGUUGAGGUCCAAGAACCACCAGUAACUUUCGUGGAUAAAGAAGCAUAUGAGGAUAGCAUCUCAGCCUAUGAAAAUGAGAGUGUUACACUGUGUGCCACUGUGAACCGAGAAAGAGCUAAUGUUCGGUGGCUGAAAGAUGGCCAACUAUUGAACGAGGACAACAUUCACAUCUCCAGUGAGGGUAAUACCCACAAGCUCACCAUUAAUCCUCUGCAGCUGUCAGAUUCUGGAGAAUAUGUCUGUGACGCAAGCACAGAUGAGAUGUAUUUCAGUCUUUUAGUCAAAGAAAUGAAGGCAAGAUUUAUCAGACCACUGGAGAACAUUGCGUCUCUGAAGGGCAGCAGCCUUAUUUUACGAUGUGAGAUCAGCAAGCCCAAAGGAGAUGUCCAGUGGCUGAAAGAUGGCCAAGAGAUCUCUCCAAGCCGACGACACACAAUACGAGCACAAGGUCGAGAGCGAAGCUUUACCAUCCACCAGCUAAUGGAAGAAGAUGCUGGAGAGUAUGCCUGUGAAUCAACAGAUGACAGGACCUCCGCUACUGUCACUGUAGAAAUUCCCCGUGUUGUCGAGUUCAUAGCGGAGCUCCGUAACAUCACGGUCUGUGAGGGAGAAGAUGCAGUAUUUAAAUGUGUGGUUUCACCGGAGGACACUCAGUUGGUGUGGCACUUAAAUGGCAAGCAAGUUGCUCUAAAUGAGCGCACUGUCAUUUCAAGCAAUGGACUAUGCCACAUGCUCUGCAUCCACAACUGCAUGGUUUCAGAUAGCGGCAAAGUGACAGCUGAUGCAGAGGGGUUGGUAUCAGAGGCAGAACUCAAGGUUCAAGAGCAACAGGUGCUGUUUGCCAAGAAAAUGACACCAGUUGUAGCUGAAGAGUACAGUGAGGCAACUCUAGAGGUGGAGGUGAGUCUGGAUUCGGAAGAGUUGCAGUGGAUGCGGCAAGGGGUGCUGAUCCACCCUGGACCCAAGUAUACACUGAAACACAAGGGCCUAAAACACAGUCUCACCAUCCACAAACUGUCCAUGUCUGACCGAGGCACCUACAGCUGUGAAACCCUCCAUGACCGCACGCAAGCCCAGCUCACUGUGGAACCUCGAAAAAUCAAAAUCAAGAGAGGACUGAUGGACAUUAAAACCACAGAGAGAGAAACGGCAUCUUUUGAGGUUGAGCUCUCCCAUCCCCAAGUCACCGGCACCUGGAUGAGAAACGGAAUCCAGCUUAAGCCGACAAGUCACUUCCGUAUGAGUGCCAAAGGACAAGUCCACAGCCUGACUAUCUCUAACCUAUCAGUAGAGGACACGGCCACCUUUACGUUCUCUGUGGAGCAUUUGAAGACGUCUGCAAGGCUUGUUGUAAAAGAGCCACCGGUCACAAUUUUCAGAAAACUGGAAGACCAGAGAUUCCCUGACGGGGCAGUAAUCUCUAUUGAGUGUGAGCUGUCAAGACAUAAUGUUGAUGUAAAAUGGAUGAAGAAUGGGGUUGAGGUGAAACCAGGCAAGGACUUGCGCAUUUAUGCAAUGGGAAGGAAAAGAUUUCUUCAGAUCGUGAAGUGUAAUGUCAGUGAUUCUGGGAUUUACACCUGCGACGCUGGAGAUGCUACAACGUCUUGCACCGUGGAGGUCUAUGAGCGCGAGCUGCUGAUACAGCAGGGCCUCGAGGACCUGGACAUCCAGGAAGAUCAGAACGCGGUGUUUGUUUGUGAGAUCUCGGUGGAAGAUGUGCCAGGAGAGUGGUACAAAAACGGGGAGAGGAUACAACCCACCAGCACCAUCAAGAUCCGCCAAGAAGGGACCAAACACUUUCUUCUUAUGUGCAACGUGCGAGCAGAGGACUCCGGAGAGAUCAAGUUUGUCGCCAGACAUGUUGAAUCUGUGGCUUACCUGGAGGUGGAAGAGCUUCCUGUCAACAUCGUUAAACCUCUGCAGGAUAAGACCGCCCUCGAGAAGAGCCGUGUGAUCCUCGACUGCACCGUGUCCAACCCCAGAUGUAGCAUCCGCUGGUACAAAGGCGUCAACGUCAUCCUGCCCUCCGAGCGCUUUGAGAUCUGCAGUGAAGGCGGCUAUCGCAAACUGAUCAUCCAGCAGGUGGCGCUAGAAGACGAGGGCACGUACAGUGUGCAGGUUGGAGAGUAUUCGUGCUCUGCAAAACUGACAGUGGAGGCCCAGUCUCUGUUAAUGGUCAGAGAGCUGAAGGAUGUGGAAGUGAUGGCCCCCGACGACGCCUGCUUUGAGUGCGAGGUCUCGGCCCCCGUCACCAAAGCUCCCGUGUGGCGUCUGAACGGGGAGCCUCUGCAGUCCAGCUCUCAGGUGCGACUUGAGAAGAUGGGCACGGUCCACAGACUGACCCUCCUGCAGACCUCCCCGGACAUGAGUGGAGCGGUGGAGUUCACCUCGGGGAAGGCAACGAGCACGGCCCAGCUGCGAGUUCUGAGUGAUCCGUGAGUGACAUCAUCCACCUGUCAUCACCCGCCUAAUUGACAGUGAUUGAUUAUUACUUUGAUGCUUUUAAGUUGUAACACUGACAGAUAACGUUGCUUAUAUAUUUACAAACGGUAUGUCUAUAAAAAAAAAAAAAGGUUUAAACAGGGUUGUGAUGGAUUUUUCUUUCAGUAACUUGCAUUUAAGGAUUCACAUUUAUUGUUCAUAUAUAAAAUGUGUCAUAGUUAAGAGUGUGAAGAAAUGGUUCCUUUAUCAUUAUACAAAUUGCAGUUUGGAUGUAAAUAAUGUUUUGUGUGUAAGUGAUCUGACUGUCUGACUUGAUGUGUAUGCCAAGCGCGUAUUUGUGACAAUAAAUAUCUGAUUUCAAUACUGUAAGGAUUAAAUGAUGGUUUGAAAUAUGGUUUGAUUCAUGAAACAAGUGAAGUGCAAGUUCAGUUUUACGUAAAUGCACCUCAGCCACGAUGCAUGUGAAGAGACAUUUCAUUUCAUCCAUCAGUAUCUAAGGGUAAAAUCUACAAAUUCAUUUGUCAACUCAACUCAAUUGUCAGACCUGAUCUUGUCGUUUCAAAAAACAUUUAAAAAAAAAAAAAAAAAAGAACAAACAAAUGAAAAAUUGAGGAAAAACAAAUUUCCAUGAAUUUUUUUUUUUGUUUAUUUUUGUUUUUACCAAUAUUAACAGAAUUUCCUGAAAGUCGUGAUUAUUUCCUAAAUAAUAACCAAAUAACCAAAAUAAUUUAGGAGAUUUUUUGCUUUUAUUCUUAUUCCUUCAAAAAAGUAGAAAAUAAAGUGAAUUUGUGUUUUAUAAUAUGAAAAAAAAGACAAUUUUCUUCUUCUUUUUUGAAGGAAUUUUGAUUUUUUUUAACCAAAAUUUCCUGAAAUUCUUGAAUUUUUCCAGAUGAUUAGGAUGAUGAGUGAUUGUUUGCCCUGAUUAUUCUUCCUGAAUUAAGAAAAAAAUGGGUUUAUUUUGGUGAUUUUCUUCUUUUUUUUUUUUUUUACUGAAAUGUUUUUUAAUUCAGGAAAAAUUAUCAGGAGAAAUUAUCAGGAAAAUUAUCAGGAAUAAUUCAUGAGUAUCAGGAAAUUCAGUAAAUUUAGGUAACAACAAAAACAAACAAAAACAUUGAAGGAAUUUGUUUUUCCUCAUUUUUUUUUUUUUUUCACUUGGCAUCACUAAUAAAGGUUAAAGGUUAUGCUAGCAAAAAAAAUGUUCACCUGUUCUCCAGUCAUAAACACAACAGAAACAAAUGGAUCACCAGAAAAGAAUAAUAAUUCCCUCACUUGCUCCUCAGGGCUUCUGUAACAGCCACGUGGUCAUCUCAAACUUAUAUUUAUCUUCAGGCUGUAGACAGGAUCAUCUAAACAACAGCUGUUAGUUACUUACAUCUAACAAUUCAUAUCUAUUUUCACCAUUUUUUAUUGUAUAGACAUUUUAAAUGUUUUCACCGAAAACCUGAAGUUAUAGUUUGAAUGACGAGAGUUCUGUCUUGUAGAAAAGGGGCUUGUAAUGUAAAUACAUUGGGCCAAAAAUCUGGUAAUCUAGGAAAGAAAUACGUUUGAUAAAAUUACUUGAUCACCUUGAUUGAUAAUCAGGGCAUGUUUGUGUUUUUGUUGAGUGGAUACUGUGUUUGAACUUAACAGAGAACGAUAGUUGUUUUACAUAUGAAAUCUGUUCAUUAUUCCAUUUUUCCAUUUGUUUCCACCUCUGCCAUGUCGUGUUGAGCAUUAAGUAUGGUUAAAAAAAAAAAGUUCUGUAGUGACAGAUGACCUGUUUCAAUAAAACAUGCUUUAUUGGUGCAAGGUAAAAAUAUCUCUGGUUUUCUUCUUUUUUUCCCAAUCUUGACAUUUAAACAGCAGCAAUUUUAAAAACUUGAAAACUAAACUUGAACCAGUUUCUUAACUUGAGUCACAACGUUAAUAAUACUCUUGUUUGCAUACAGUAAAAAAAAAAAAAA
Acanthopagrus latus (yellowfin seabream) is the source of this 11135-nucleotide messenger RNA. It is a transcript of the gene obsl1b, whose product is annotated as obscurin like cytoskeletal adaptor 1b. Lineage: Eukaryota; Metazoa; Chordata; Actinopteri; Spariformes; Sparidae. The transcript is spliced from 34 exons. The record is from RefSeq and is a predicted model, not a curated record. Bases 430 to 9189 code for a protein of 2919 amino acids. Gene Ontology annotation, molecular function: protein binding.